AUGUCCGAACCAAUACCUAUUCCGGGGUCCAAGUCCGUGGCGGACAAUCUAGACGAGGCCACGGCGACAGAUAUGCCUGGCAGUCUGCCGGAUCCAGACCACCUUACCCCAGGCUAUCAGUCCUCGACUCCAGGAAGCCCUUACAUCUUAUCUCGAAACUCCUCGUACACUGCGAGCCAGUCGCUGCAGGAAGACUGGGAAAUCCCGCUGGAUAAACUAACAUUUUUCGAUAUCUUCGAUAACCUUGCCUUGCCGUCGAAGCUCGAAAAAUGGCAAGCAACUCUGGCUGCGCAGAAGGAGAAGCUGGCGAAACAACAAGAACGGAUACGGAGCUCAGGCAACAAUGCCAAAUACCGCGCCGUGGCCGAGUGGCGCAAACGUGUUCCUACGGCUGACGAGCAACUUGCUAAAUAUCGCUCGCGCAUGAAGAGAUCUGUAGACGAUCUGAGUAAGAGAUGGAAUGAUACGGUCGCCAUAUCGAUGAGGGAGAAGGUGUCCUUCAUAUCCGCCGUUCUUAAUGUCUUCCUCUCAGGCUAUUUGAUAGGAGCGGCUCCGGAAUACUUCUACUAUUGGUUCACGGCGCAACUGGCUUACUUCAUGCCCAUUAGGUUCAUCACCUACCGGCGCAAGGGGUAUCAGUAUUUCCUCGCGGACCUAUGCUAUUUUGUCAACCUCCUCUGUCUUUUGUCCAUCUGGGUGUUCCCUCGGUCGAAGCGUCUCUUCAUCAGCACCUACUGUCUUGCCUACGGCAAUAAUGCGGUGGCCGUUGCCAUGUGGCGGAACUCUCUGGUCUUUCACUCCCUAGACAAAGUGACCAGUUUGUUCAUCCAUGUCAUGCCUCCGGCCGUUCUACACUGUAUGGUCCAUCUGACCCCUGAGGAGUUUCUGCGCGUCCGCUUUCCUGCCGUGCACGACAUUAAAUACAGUCCUCCAGGCUCACCGGAGCACUAUAAACUAUCUGCCAUGCUGGGCUGGGCGACUAUCCCAUAUGCUGUCUGGCAACUCUUCUACCACUUUUUCAUUACCGUACGAAGGCGGGAGCAGAUCGCAGGGGGACGGCCAACCUCAUUUACCUGGCUACGCAAAUCCUACUCGAAGACCUGGAUCGGGAAAGUCGUCCUCUCACUCCCACCAAACUUGCAGGAAGUUGCAUUCAUGCUCAUUCAGUACAGCUAUGCCUUGCUCACAAUCAUCCCUUGCCCGAUCUGGUUUUGGUACCGUUGGGCCAGCGCUACGUUCCUGAUGUCCGUCUUCACCUGGAGCGUGUGGAACGGCGCGGUGUAUUACAUGGACGUUUUUGGGAAGAGAUUCGAGAAGGAGCUGGAACAAAUGAAACGCGAGGUGGCCAAAUGGCAGAAUAGCCCGGGUGCAACGCUGAGCCCACCUUCAGAACCCCUGGACGGGGAAGUGCACGUGGGCGCUUCGACUGAUGGUGGGCCGGAGAAGGAUAGGGAGAAGACCGACAGUAAAAGGAGAAGCAUCGACCGCAUCCCGCUGCUGGACGAGACCGUGCAGACUGGAAAGGCUCAGUCCAGCUCCAGAGCGACAGGUGCAGAAAUCCUCGACGACGCGAGCAGCAGUGUCGCGGACAGGAAGUUUAUGUCCAGUGGACCGCUUUCGGGGGGGCAGGAAUGA
Molecule: messenger RNA, 1635 nt
Organism: Capronia epimyces CBS 606.96
Lineage: Eukaryota; Fungi; Ascomycota; Eurotiomycetes; Chaetothyriales; Herpotrichiellaceae
Exons: 1
Coding region: 1-1635 (544 amino acids)
Biological process (GO): phosphatidylcholine biosynthetic process
Source: RefSeq, a predicted model, not a curated record